This is a messenger RNA of Bombus pyrosoma, 4286 nucleotides long. RefSeq lists its product as uncharacterized. The transcript has 6 exons. Lineage: Eukaryota; Metazoa; Arthropoda; Insecta; Hymenoptera; Apidae. Bases 848 to 2653 code for a protein of 601 amino acids. Gene Ontology annotation, biological process: mitophagy by internal vacuole formation; mitochondrial protein catabolic process. Gene Ontology annotation, cellular component: mitochondrial outer membrane. The record is from RefSeq and is a predicted model, not a curated record.
UGACAUGUUGCUUUAAUGAAUCACUUAUAUAAGGGAAUAAGUACCGCGUGGAUAAUCUUCGUAACAAGUACGACGUAACCUUAUUACAGUGAAGUGCAUAGUGCAACGUACAGAGUGAUCCUCUUCGGUUGGAUUGUUUUUAUCGACGUAUCGUCUCGACACUACUAGCUCGCGACAUUCACAGGACAUCAUGCUGUAGAGGGUCCAUGUCCGUCGAGAGAGAAGAAGUGGGUCGGUCAACCUCGAGGCUAUAGGCCAGCCCGAGUUUCGUGCAGGAAGGUCGGUCGUUAGAGAAAACCGUGUUGACGAGCGAGAAAGAUCGACGAAGAUCGGCGAGUGGCGAAGAAAGCAACGAGCAUGGACCAGCGAGAGGUGACUCAUCCGCUCGUUUCUCAAUGGACAGAGUCACUGUGACCGAACGGACGUAGGAGAAAGUGGCGGCACGAGCGCAAAAGUCGAGGCGAGGAAACGCGUGAAACGGAGAGGUUCGAUUGGAAGUCGAGAUUGCGGAGAGGAGUCAGGAAAAUCCUUUCGAUUCGAACGUACAGGUCGGAGGUUACAGUCGAGUCGAGCGUAUAAAUCGUAUCGCGAUAGAACGCGAAGAAUAUCGUGAAAGUGUUGGAAAGCGAAAUUUAGAAAAGAAGAAUCUCGAAGAACGAACGAGGUUGAAGAAGAUCGAUCGCAGAAGGCGGAUCAUCUGUGUGGUUGGAUUUGAAAUCGUGCGAAGGAUAAUUUGCAUUGUAAUGGCAACAUUGAUCUUGUAGCGGUAAUUUGUGAAUGAUAAUUUUUACUCGUAACAGACAAUAAUAGGAAGAGACGCGAGGAAGAAGAAUAAAAGAAAGCGAAGAUGAGUAGAAGAACUAUGCCACUGGUUGGACUGAAUUCUUGCGAGAGGAUAAGACCGGAGAGACUUAGGAAUCCUAUUCAGAGACUCGUGUGGGGUCCUGGUACUCAGUUUCUAGUUGGUCAAGCUGGUUUGCCGGAGGACGAGGGAUCGAAUCCACGAAUGGCUCUGAGAAGGCUCCUUAGAUUGUACGAGGGAAGACAAUACAGAGAAGCAGCCGCUUUUCUCAUGAAACUGCCACACUAUACCUUGAGGACCACUCUGCCGGACAUUCCCGUGGACCUGUUGAUCGAAACGCUUCCUCAUAGCCUGUCCCUGCUGGAGGCUCUCUACUCGAGGCUCGUCGAGUUGAACGUGGACGACGCGAAAAUCUUGAAAGUGGAGCCAGUCCUUUGGAGGAUCGUCCAUCUGAUCUCGAUCAGCCAGGACCAUUUCCGUCUGAGGAUCUGGUGCAAGCUGCUGAUCUCCCUGAACAAAUUGGCCCCUAACGCGAGGAGCAUCCUGGCCGCUAAGAAAAGGACUUUGGACAGGGCGGUGGAAGGUUUGGGCAAGCACGGAUUGGUGGCAUCCUGUCAUCCGAGCAAUUUGGAAAACGCCGGCGCGUCGAAUCUGGUGCCUUUACCCGUGGCGCUGAAGGAGCAGCUGGAGAACAGAAUCGAGACGUACAAGUUGGCCGUGCACAAGAUCGAGAGCUUCGGCAAGCACGCGAGAACUCACAGAGCGGACCAAGGUGUACAGGCGGCGUCGCAUCAGAGGCAACUUUCGCUCAAGUACAGCGAGAUUCAGCAGAGGCUGAUCGAUAAUCAGAGUUUGUUGAACACGUUGGAGAAAGCUGGCGACCCAAGUAGCUUAGAAAGUCUGUUAUCCGAGUUGAAGCGAAGGGUCGAACAGGACAAGGAAGCUCUCAGACAAUGGACAGCCUUGAGGAAAUCCACUUUCGGCGGGAAUACGAAGAAUCCACCGCUAGCCGCCAGAUUGCUGCAAUUCUCCAGAGGCUGCGAGCUAGCACUACAAUUGAUGAACCAGGAUAAUCUACAAGUAUUCGAGCCGAGCGAAAAUUUGCCGGACGACUACGACGAGGAAUCCAGCAGCAGCGCUGGUUAUCACACGGACGAGAGCUGCAGCCCGACUCCGGAACCAUCGGUCAGAAACGGAUGUAUGAUUCUCAGGGUGGAGAAGACUUUUCCAAAUUUAACAUUCGACGACGCGACCGCCGAACGACUGGCCGAAAGAUACGCGGCUCUCUACGACCAGGCGCAUUUGCAUACGUUGGACGCUCUGGACGCUCUGCAACCUCUGAAGGAUGCAACCGACUUAAAAGCCAAGAUACUCUAUUCGGUGGUCGUGCUCUCCUGGCGGCUGGCGGGCAUAAUUCAGACGUCGAGGUAUCUGCAAGCGAUGAAAAUUCUGAACGGUACCGCGGCCACGGAACAGGCGACACCGGAGUUGGAAGAAUGCGUGAAGCGACAGCUGGCGACUUCCGGUGCGCGGACCGGUUCCCGCGAGGUCGCGGAACAGGUGGUCAACCAGCUGGAAAGAACUCUGUACGACUUUCCGUGUCUACGGGGAUGCGUAGAGGUCAAGAACUACGCCGAUGCUUGUUCCAGUUUGGCCUGGGCCUGUCUGGCCCGUGUCACGCCUUUGGUCCUCGACGUGGCUCAAGCUUUGGAAUUCAGACGAGAGAUUCACCUGAGGCAUCACGCCUCUCCGGAUCCAAAUGGUACGAGAAUUAAGACAGUUUUGUGGCCCGGUUUGAGGGAAGGCUGUCAAGGUCCCUGCCUUCGCAAGGCGGUUGUUCUUACUUCUUAACAUUAACACGUUUUUACCGGUAUGUGGAUUUCGGCUGACUUUUCCAGUCACGCGAAUCGCCUUACUUUAAAUCGAGAUAUACGUAAAAUACGUAAGUAUACUGGCCAUAAGUAUUACGUACUUAUUACAAUUAUCAUGCAAAACUUUAAGGAAUUUUAUUUUAUUCGAUAUUUUAUAUUAUAAAGCAUAAGGUACGAUGAUAAAGAAUGAAUUAUUUAUAAUAAAACAGUGGAAGGCAUUCGAUCUAAGGUACCCAAUAUCGCCAAGUGUCAAAAUACUUGCGUCCAUUAAGAAGUCUAACUUCUGCUGUGAGACACACGCGGUUGCAACUAGAUGGUUAUGCAAAUGCAAUAUUCUUACUUAUGUGUGAUAAAUAUCAACUGGAUUGCAUGACUGGAUCGCGUAUUAAUCCAUUGAAAACCAGGCACAGUGAAAUAGUACACGGUAUAUAGAAGUUGAAGAACAAAAUAAAUAUAAAGUAACGACGUUCAAGAUGCAAAAAAUGUAAUGGUAAAAUUAACGUUAAAAAAGACAGAAGAAAGGUGCAAAUGCGAUAUCAAUUAUCAUUGUCACCUUUAUAUAAAGUGGUUUCAAAAAGUAUCCGCACACCAUUCUAUAUAUUGUAACAUUUUUCUAUGUAGUAGAAUUUAUUAAGUUCAAGUGUAUUAUAUUGUGUUAACGUUGGUUCUUAAUGGAUUAAAAUAUGUUAGGCAUAUAGCGUCAUAUAAGCAACGUCCUUUGAGAUACGUGCGGUUAAGGAAUUCUUGCUGGGAAAUUCGAUUGAAAACGCGUAAACUUCUACGAUCCUGCUUCGAAUUCGAGAGAAAAAAAAAGAAGUUGAUUUUUAAGUGAAAGGAUAAAGUAAAAUAUGAUAAAUAGAUAAACGGAUAGAAUCAGAAAGUAAGUUAGAGUCGUGGAGAUCAUGAAGAGGAAAUGCAGACGAUGUGGAGUGGGAUGUACGCCACUGGCUGCUCCAAUUUCCACGCGUGCCUCGUCGCAGUCUUGAAUUUCCCAAGGGGAACUGGAAUUACAUUUAUACUCCGUCUUAUGUAACAGAAACGCGUCGCACUCUUUACCCUCUAGCGAGAUAGGGUUUUAGCGUUAGCGGCGUGAUGAGAUUCUUUAAUGUCACACGAUCUCGCGCACGGUGCUCUCGUUGCUAAACAAGUCGCAGUUGUUUGCACAAUCGAAGAUUCUUCGCGAGCAUCUUGCAAAUAGAAACGAAUACCAAUUACCUACGCGCGUUUUGAUCUUUUUAACGCUAUUCAAUCUAUUAGAGACGAAUGAUUUAUCAAGGAUAUUGUAAACCCGAUAUUUCAUUUGUGAUUUCCUUUUGGUCAGUUCACAUUAAUAAAGUCUAUCAAUCUUUCACGUUGUAAUUAGAAAAAGAAAUCUCAAGAAUUUACUGAAUAUCUUUUUCGUUACUAUUUCUUCUUUUAUCUAGAUUAUACGAUAAUACGCAUUUUGAAGAAAUUAAACUAUUACAUAAAUUAGUUUUUCCUUUUGUGCCUUUGAUUUGCGUAAUAGCAUCUGUAAUGUAUAUAUUAUCCUAAUACGUUGUUUGUACCUUGAUAAAACAAUAACUUACCUUAUAUUACGUUACUUACGGUUUCUAAUAAAUUGUUAACGUUGU